AUGCAGUACACAGUAGUUCUUACUUGGGGUCUUUUGAAAUCGCUAGUAAAACAUCGUUAUCUUUGCAAUUUGAAUUUGAUUUGUCCAAACGGAAAAUCAAACUUUGCGAAUGCGAAUUUUCCUCACAUUGCCCCUCAACAAUCGGUUCUUAGUGAUACUAAAUCUCAUGCUUUAUAUCUGACAAUCCACUUGUAUUUGAACGCAUCGCGAGAAUGUUUGGGAUCCAUUGGAAGAAUCGAGAAAUAUAUUAGUCAGAUUUGUCCAAGUAAUAUUUGUCGAAGAUAUAAUGAGAUUCUAUACGGUGUCGGUUUCGGAAUUGAAUAUUUCAGAAAAAUCAGUCCUGGUUUCCGAUACAGGGGUGUCAAAAACUAUGAAUAUCGUGAAAGAUCUGGAAAGUUUGGUAAACUGCCUAAAUCAGGUGGUGACAUAUUUGUCCAUGCAAAGUGUAAUGUUCAUGGCAUGUUGUUUGAUUUGGCAAAAUCCAUUAUUCAGAAUAUGCCGUGUGGAUGUGUGGAUAAAUUUGAAGAUAUUUACGGUUGGACUUAUCGCGAUGGGCGUGAUUUGAGUGACUUCGUUGAUGGCACGGAGAACCCUAAAAUCUUGAAUGAACGAGCGGAGGUGGCGAUCAACAAGCUAACAGGUGGAAGUUACGCUCUUGUUCAGAAGUGGGUUCACAAUAUGAGUUCGCUCAAAGAGACAACUGAUGAGACAAAAGAACAAUGGGUUGGUCGAACUAUGAAAGGCAGCUUUGAGUUGAUAAGAAAACCGAAUACAUCACAUGUUGCCAGAAUGGUUGGAUCUGAUGAUUUCAAAGCUAAGAAGAAAUAUAAAAUUGUUCGACAAUCUCAACCAUAUGGAACUCUAUCUGGAGAUGCUGGUCUCCUAUUCAUAGCAUACGCAGCAGAUACAGAGAAUUUCGAUUUCAUGCUGGAUCGAAUGACUGGUGAUAGUGAUGACAAAAUAAAUGAUUAUAUAAUGAUAUUCAGUCAAUGUGUUACAGGAAACUAUUGGUACUUUCCUAGUCUGCUUGAGUUUAACCUUCUAGUCGGUAAUCUACCAAGAGGAAUUUGGUUUUAAUGAAGUGGAAUAAUGAUUCAGCUAUGUACAUUAUUUAUCUUCUUAGUUAAUUUCAAAUGCUUUGCAGUAAAUAUAGUUUUAUUAUUCA
Schistosoma spindalis is the source of this 1165-nucleotide messenger RNA. NCBI's taxonomy places the organism in Eukaryota, Metazoa, Platyhelminthes, Trematoda, Strigeidida, Schistosomatidae. The record is from the annotation of a GenBank genome assembly.